GAAGUGAGUUCCGCUGACAGGGCUGGGCUCUGAGGAGAAAGCUGCUAGCAUAUCCGCUCGGCACGGCUAAAAACACGGUGUAGCACCGACAGAACCUAGCCGAACCGCCAUAAAGCCUCCAAGACGAGCGCUUAGACUCACCCGGGAACUCGUAUUUAUCCCUCCGAGACCGUCGCAAACAUGAAUGAUCAGCAGUUAGACUGUGCCCUGGACCUGAUGAGGCGUCUCCCUCCACAGCAGAUUGAGAAGAAUCUUAGUGACCUCAUCGAUCUGGUGCCCAGCCUGUGUGAGGAUCUGCUCUCUUCUGUGGAUCAGCCUCUGAAGAUCGCCAGAGACAAAGUGGUUGGGAAAGAUUAUCUUCUCUGUGACUACAACCGUGAUGGAGACUCCUACAGAUCUCCAUGGAGUAAUAAAUAUGAGCCCCCAAUUGAUGAUGGUGCCAUGCCCUCGGCCCGUCUGAGGAAGCUGGAGGUGGAGGCCAACAAUGCCUUCGACCAAUACAGAGACCUGUAUUUUGAGGGAGGCGUGUCCUCCGUGUACCUGUGGGAUCUGGAUCAUGGGUUUGCCGGAGUCAUCCUCAUUAAGAAGGCUGGAGAUGGCUCCAAAAAAAUCAAGGGCUGCUGGGAUUCCAUUCAUGUGGUGGAGGUGCAGGAGAAGUCAAGUGGCCGCACUGCUCAUUAUAAACUCACCUCCACGGUGAUGCUGUGGCUGCAGACAACCAAAACUGGCUCUGGAACCAUGAACCUGGGAGGAAGCCUCACUCGACAGAUGGAGAAAGAUGAGACAGUCAGCGAGUCCUCACCACACAUCGCCAACAUCGGACGCCUGGUCGAGGACAUGGAGAAUAAGAUCCGCUCCACCCUCAAUGAGAUCUAUUUUGGCAAGACCAAGGACAUCGUCAAUGGCCUGAGAUCUAUUGAGUCUCUCCCUGAUAAUCAGAAGUACAGGCAGCUGCAGCGAGAGCUCUCUCAGGUUCUCACUCAGCGCCAGAUCUUCAUAGAAUAGGGCUGGAGGAGUGUGCAGACGCUGGCGGCAGUUCGAGCCAAGCAGGAGGCUCUGAGGACCGAUCUGAUCGACGCUCUCAACAAACGCAAACAGCAAAGCUAGAGACACUCCCCACCCCCCUCACCCACCCCCACCCCCACCCCCACCCCGGCUGCCCUCACGUUUCUUUGUUCUGUCCAGUUUCCUUCUGGUCAUCUCGUCUGUGCUGCGCUCUGUCUGUGGAACGACUGACGGCAGAGACGCGCUCGGCUUCGGGCUUUUUCUUUAGCUUCCACUUUUUCCUGCAGCUUUCACACCGCCCCUCUCUCUCUCUCUCUCUCGCUUGGCUCAUCACCACGGUUACCUUAAUGAGAGGAACACAUCUGUCCCCGCAGCAACACAUCUGUCUCACACCAAUGAUUCCGGCCUCUUUGUGUAGCGUUUUGAAUCGCAUCUAUGGGCAUGUCCCAUACAGGCCACACCCCCACAUAAGCCACACCCACAACAUCUCUCUUAUAAAGGCACUUGUAUAAUCAUUAUUAAUUAUCAUUAUUAAUAUUAUUAUUAUUAUUAUUGGUUCUGCAGGAGUGUGUGUGUGACCUUUAACCAUUGUAUAGCACUCUCUCUCUCUCUCUCUCUCUCUCUCUCUCUCUCCCAAAGCUUGGCGAUCUGUUGUUUUGCUGUUUUUUAUUUUGUUUGUUUGUUUUGUUUUGUAUGGGGGUGGAAUAUUAUGUCAUUUUUUGUUUUUGUAAAGCUUACAGUUCAUGUAUUACUAGAGCCUCCAGCAACAAUAAAAACUGUAAAAUGCUA
Molecule: messenger RNA, 1794 nt
Organism: Hemibagrus wyckioides
Lineage: Eukaryota; Metazoa; Chordata; Actinopteri; Siluriformes; Bagridae
Gene: capzb
Product: capping actin protein of muscle Z-line subunit beta
Exons: 10
Coding region: 181-1005 (274 amino acids)
Biological process (GO): negative regulation of filopodium assembly; regulation of lamellipodium assembly; barbed-end actin filament capping
Cellular component (GO): F-actin capping protein complex; cytoplasm
Molecular function (GO): actin filament binding
Source: RefSeq, a predicted model, not a curated record